CCCCCAAAUCCAAAUCCAAACAGAAUCAAAUUCACCGCAGAAUUUAUCUUCUUCGAAUCACAACAACAAUGUGCCCCCGCUGAAACUCCUAAACCAAUUCCGCCCUAAUAAAAACUUCAUCUUUCUUGAUUACCAAUGGAAUCCGAGCUCAAAGAGCUUAAUGCCGCCCCCGCUGCCCCUCCGCAGCCCGAAUCCGAUUCCCGCCCGCUCCUCAAACCCGAAUCCGCGAACCCGGUUUCCAGCCCUAGCACCAGCAUCGACGAACUCGAGAAAAAGUACGCUCCCUAUGUCCGCUUCGAUGUGUACGGCCCAAUGGGGCGCGGGGACCUUCCGUUGGUGGAGAAGUUUCUACUCGGAUUGGCACUCAUCUUUCUGCUUCCGGUGAGGGUGGCGGCGGGGACGGCGAUUGUGGUGUUUUAUUACUUGAUCUGUCGAUUUUGCACGGCGUUUUUAGCUCCGAAUAGGGAGGAUGAGCAGGAGGAUUUCGCCCACAUGGGCGGCUGGCGGAGGGCGGUGAUUGUGCGGAGCGGUAGGUUUUUGUCCAGGGUUUUGCUCUUCGUUUUCGGGUUUUAUUCGAUUUCGGAUACAAGUGGCGGUGGUGAGGUUGAUGGAGCGGUGAUCACUCAGUCUGCAGAUAGUAAUGAAUCAUCUGAAGUGUUGGAAGGAUAUGGGGCUAUUGUAUCCAACCAUGUAUCUUACUUAGAUAUAUUAUAUCAUAUGUCUUCUUCUUUCCCAAGCUUUGUUGCCAAGAGAUCUGUGGCUAAACUUCCUCUUAUUGGUCUUGUAAGCAAGUGUCUCGGUUGUAUCUAUGUGCAGCGUGAAUCAAAGUCAUCAGAUUUCAAAGGGGUUUCAGGUGUUAUCACUGAACGAGUUCAAGAAGCUUUUCAAGAUAACUUUGCUCCAAAGAUGCUACUUUUCCCAGAAGGCACAACCACAAAUGGUGACUACCUCCUCCCAUUCAAGAGUGGUGCUUUUUUGGCAAAGGCUCCAGUAGUUCCUGUCAUUUUAAGAUAUCCCUAUCAAAGAUUUAGUCCUGCAUGGGACUCAAUAUCUGGGGUGCGCCAUGUGAUUCUUCUUCUAUGCCAGUUUGUGAAUUACAUUGAAGUGAAAAAGUUACCAGUUUAUCACCCCUCAGAACAAGAAAAGGCAGAUCCCAAACUUUAUGCUGAAAAUGUGAGACAGCUGAUGGCUCGAGAGGGCAAUCUGAUUCUUUCAGAUAUUGGAUUAGCAGAGAAACGAGUCUAUCAUGCUGCUCUUAAUGGUUUAUUAUGUGAAAGAUAACCCGAGUCCGACGUGUAUAUAUUCAUAUAAUGAAUGUAUUUUUUGACCCCAUAAAAGUGAAAACUUAACGCUGAUAGAAGAAAAUCACCGGUCGUCUAUAUGAUCUCUAAAUAUUCAGCUUUGGUGGGAUUUUCUCUGUGCUCUCUUUGUUCAUAUAUUAGGCAGCAUUACUUAGAAGUGAUCAUGGAAAGCUCGGUAGGCAGUGGACAUGGCCAUGGGGCUAUUACUUGCGAAAGUUUCGUUUAUUUGAUUGUUGCAACGUAAAUUAUAGCAGUUGUGUAUAUAGCCGGGAAACCUCAUUCUUUGAUUAUAUCUAACAGCUUCUUCUACUAGUUUAGGUUGUCGGAUUCGAAGUUUAAACUGUUAUAGAAUCUUAGUUUCACUCACAGCUAACAGUCUUUCAAAGCCUCAACAGUGUAUCAAAUUGGGGAUUAUGUUGUGAUAGUUUUUGAAGUUAGAAUCAUGUUUUGUUGUUGCA
This is a messenger RNA of Salvia hispanica, 1759 nucleotides long. Its product is annotated as lysophospholipid acyltransferase LPEAT1-like. Gene Ontology annotation, biological process: phospholipid metabolic process. Gene Ontology annotation, cellular component: endoplasmic reticulum. Gene Ontology annotation, molecular function: lysophosphatidylethanolamine acyltransferase activity. The record is from RefSeq and is a predicted model, not a curated record. NCBI's taxonomy places the organism in Eukaryota, Viridiplantae, Streptophyta, Magnoliopsida, Lamiales, Lamiaceae.